This is a messenger RNA of Asparagus officinalis (garden asparagus), 742 nucleotides long. RefSeq lists its product as uncharacterized. The record is from RefSeq and is a predicted model, not a curated record. Bases 130 to 492 code for a protein of 120 amino acids. The transcript is spliced from 5 exons. Lineage: Eukaryota; Viridiplantae; Streptophyta; Magnoliopsida; Asparagales; Asparagaceae.
CAACGAAGAUGGGGAUUUUUUUUUUCUCUCUCUUCUUCUGGUCUCUCUCGAAUCAUUCGGGAGUCCCAUGGUUCAGACUGAGAGCUUCGGUCUGUUUUUGUCUACAUAACGGAGCAUCUGAAGAGAGCGAUGGAGCAUUCACCAGGACACAUAAUGCAUGGGAGGAGUUUGGUGGAUGAAAUGAACGAACUUGGAAAGUUGAGAACUGCUAUCAUGAUGGAAAAAUGCUCAAGAAGGAAUGAAACAAUCAUGUGCCCUAAACCAAGGAAAUCAAGUGUCAGGUCAGUUGGAGAAUCCAGUGAGUUGAAAACCGUAGCAGAGCUUUCUAACAUCCUUAUCAGCACGGCUUCGCCACCCUACUACUCUGGCUCCCCACCAAUUCGCUCCAGUAAUCCUCUCAUUCACGAUUCCCAUUUUCAAGACCAAAAUCUAUCCCAGCUACCAGCUGUAGGUUCCAACCGUGCUACUCAAGGCAUUUUAUCAAUGGCCUGAGGUCUUUAUCACGCUUGGGCUUAACCUUGAAAAAAUAAGUGACUUUGUGUGUAUUAUGUUUAUCCUCCUUCCCCCCCACGUGUCAGAUGUAUAUAUACCAGGUUUUGGUGUGAAACUUGUCUAGUUGAGGCUUAUUGUGGCUUGUGCAUGCAAAUGUAUGCUGUUGAAAGCAGACAGCUCUGUUGAACUAGUCUGUGUCUGUUUUCUGUGGUUUACUAAAUAAAUUGGCUGGCUUCAUCUGUUGCUACAA